Molecule: messenger RNA, 963 nt
Organism: Penicillium griseofulvum
Lineage: Eukaryota; Fungi; Ascomycota; Eurotiomycetes; Eurotiales; Aspergillaceae
Product: legume-like lectin family protein
Exons: 5
Coding region: 1-963 (320 amino acids)
Biological process (GO): Golgi organization; endoplasmic reticulum to Golgi vesicle-mediated transport; endoplasmic reticulum organization
Cellular component (GO): Golgi membrane; endoplasmic reticulum membrane; COPII-coated ER to Golgi transport vesicle
Molecular function (GO): D-mannose binding
Source: RefSeq, a predicted model, not a curated record
AUGCGUCUUCCGUCUAUUUCCUCCCUUCUCUGCCUUGCGGGCCUAGUCACCCUACCCGUGAAUGCCUACGACGAUCCAAAUAUCAAAAGCAUCCCCCCAUACCUCGAUUCGGAUUUCCAAAGCCGCUGGUUCGACUUCGGAGGAGAUACAGUAGUCCGGGCUGACAAAUAUGUCCGCCUCACGGCUGACCGGCCAUCGCAGCAAGGAUGGAUCUCUUCCCGCGUGCCUCUGACCGCAACCAAUUGGCAGAUUGAGCUCGAGUUCGAAAUCCACGGCUCCGGAAACUUGCAUGGUGAUGGAUUUGCGCUCUGGCUCACCAAGGAGCGCGCCACCCAAGGCCCUGUCUUCGGUUCCACGGACAAAUUCGAGGGUCUCGGUAUCUUCUUCGACACCUACAAGAACAACCGCCCCGGUGUGUCGUUCCCCUACGUCAUGGCCAUGAUGGGCGAUGGGCAGACCACCUACGACCAAGCGCAUGAUGGCAAGGCGAAUGAGCUUGCCGGUUGCUCUGCUCGUGGUCUUCGUAGCGCCCCUGUUCCCACCAAAGCCCGCCUUACCUACUUCCAGGACAAGUCCCUGUCUCUGGAGCUGCAGUACAAGAGCGAAGAUACUUGGACCGAAUGCUUCAGUCUUUCCGCUGAGGAUUCUAACAUCGCCAUCCCCUCCGUCGCAUACUUGGGUCUCUCCGCCGAGACUGGCGAGCUGAGCGACAACCACGACAUCAUCUCUCUCAAGGCUGAGAACCUAUACUCCCUUAACCGCAGCAAUGCUAACAAAGGCAAGACCACGGAAGACCGGUCUAAGGGCCGUGGUCGCUCCUCAGCCAAGCCUAUCAAGGAGCCCAAGGAGAAGAGUAGCUGGACUUGGUUCCUCUUCAAGACCGUGCUGUUCUUCGCUGUUAUUGUCGCUGGUUACUUUGGCUGGACGAUCUACCGGACCAAGGCCCGGUCAUCGCGUUUCUAA